AUGUCCACAGCCACAGGGACUUCCACAUCGACCACCAACUCGGUGACGACUAGCAGCACAUCCACCUUGACUUCCACAUCGAUGACCUCCACGUCCAUCACCAGCUCCUUCACCACAAAGCUUCCCACAGGCACUUUGACUGCCAGCUCAUUUCGCUCCAGGGUGUCUGCAGUGACGACUGCGACGACAUCAUUCACAGAGGAGCUGUACUGCGAUAUGGUGGACUGCAGCAGGUCAGACAUGAGCGAGAUGUGUCCGCAUACCUGCAUGGCCACCACAACGGCUAUUGCGAGGUCGACGUGGCAUACGAUCACGGCUCCUGCCGCAGUCGCACUGCUUACCGGCAGUUUUUCCUUGGCCCUCUCGGAGCCCGCUGAUUUGGUCCGCGUUUUCGAGCAGGGCGACCCCACUGUCAGCGCAGCUCUUGCCUUCGGCAUCGCGGCCGUGCUGCCCACCGCGACACCCGACAUGGUCGACAUCAUCAGCGUCACCCUUGACGGGCGUCUCCUCUCCGUGGCCGAGGGGGCCGAGGCCGACGCCGGCUCCGCCGGCGUGCGGAUCUCUUUCGAGGCAGCCAUGCCGGUCGCCUGGUCACCUGCCGUGAGCUUCACAGCGCAGGAUUUCUUGCAGGCGUCGGAUGAGCUGGAGAGGGCGCUGGCGGUGGAGUUGGCAAGGGGGGCGCUUGAUUUCAGUGUCCUCGGCGUCAGCAACCUGGAGGCCACCUUGGAGUUCGUGGCCGACGCCCAGACCACGACCCUGUCUGCCGCGGCCAUCGACGGAGGGGGGGUCAAGCUCGUAUUGUCUGUGGUGCUCCUGUCGGUCGGCGUCACAGUCUGCUGCGUCGGCACUCUUGCUUGGAGGCGCUGGGGUAACUGCUUGCACAAGAGCGGCGAUCGCAGGCUCGGCACUAGCCUCCGCGACGCCGUCCCCGCGGUGGGCAGCGGCCCGGGCUGGGCGACGCCGAACUCCCUCGCGACGGAGUCCCUCGAAGACGGCGUCCACAUCGUGCCCCGGUCUCCCGCCCCCGGCGAGUCCAUCGCCAGCCUCCUCUACGGCAGGGUGGCCCGCCCGGGUGUGGAGGGCCAGUCGUGCCCGGUGCCCAUGGGCGCGCGCAGGUCUCCUGCCCCACCGGGCGCGCCGGGGCUGGAAGCCAGCGCGUGGCGGCGAUCGAGGACUUGGCCGAGCACGUCUAUGCCCUGGAGGGGGCGGAGACCGACUGCCGAAACCAGGAGCCCCUGA
Prorocentrum cordatum is the source of this 1239-nucleotide messenger RNA. NCBI's taxonomy places the organism in Eukaryota, Dinophyceae, Prorocentrales, Prorocentraceae. The record is from the annotation of a GenBank genome assembly.